GUUGUUCUUCUGGUUUACAUUCAAACUGCAAUAGCAAAUUUAUACUGUGGAGAGAAUGCGCGGAAUAUGUGCAUUUGGGGUAUUGUUUCUCUUGCUGAAUACUUCCGAUUCUAAGAAAGCACCUGGAAAAAUAUCACCAUGCUUGCAUAAUUUGCCCGGCCAAAAAGGAGUUAUAUCAUACCCUGGAUUCAAAACAAAUGGAAGAAAUCUGAAACUCUUUACAGAGAACCGAAACAUGGAUGGUGCAUGUCUUCUCUAUGGGAGAAUACCGCACGCGAAAGAUUUAACGAUUGAAAUAACUCCAAGGCAAAAGAGUUUGAUUUACAUUGGUGGUAAAAAAUACAGGACGAGCUCUUGGAACAACUUUAUUGCUAUGUACGGGGCAACAAAUGAUAUACAAUACACAACUAAACAUUCAUAUAAUGAAUAUCUGCAAGAUUUAAAAAAUGGAACAAUUCGGAUUAUUUUACCUGGAUAUGAAUUCUCAUUUUACAGAAUAGUUUUUUCUAAAAAAUCAUCAGUAUUCACGCUAAAGUAUUCCGAAAAAAAAAGCGUUCGAUGCAAAUCGCUCGAUGCUACAGUUGUAAAUGUUGAGUCAUGCACCGAUGCGAAUAAAAUUAACUCCAAAUGCAAAGUGAAAUGCACUGACGGAUUGGCUCCUUCUCCUUAUUUAUAUCAAAACGAUGUAAAUUUUUCAAAGUCAGAAUCUGUGCUCCCCAACAUAAUGACAAAAUGCAAAGGGAAUGGAUUCAAUCCUCCAUCGUGGGAUCCUGAUAUCACGAUUGCUGAUUUUAAACCUGUUUUUGAUGAGCAAAUACAACUACAUGAAUUUUCGAUUAAUCUGCCUCCUCUUCCUGACCAUCCCUUUUCCCCGCCAGACAUAGCCGCCAAUAACAUCAGAACUCAUGCGGCCUAUAUGCCCGGGUGGCCGGAUGUACCUGAUUUCGACACCGAAAUUUCAAUGGUUUACGCAUCGAAUAUUCCAGAUCCUCGUAAAUGUGUUAAUCUCAAACUUGUUGCAGAUAUCUGUUUUAAUGACGCCAGCAUAUACGAUUUGUAUUUGGGACGUAUUUCCACUUGUAAUUAUCCUGUCGAUUAUCUUCUUGAAUUGUUUGGAGAAAAUCAAGGAGAGGGAAUUGAUCCAGAUACUUUGCCGAUUCCAGCUCCAAAAUCAUUUACCGAAAAACUACAAGAACUCGACCAGAAUGAAAAAGCAGCGUUUUUAUUUAAACUAUCAGAGUUUGAUUCAAAGUGCAAUCCUCAGAUUGGAAUAAAAUGUUCGAAAGAAUUGACUGAGAAGUUACUUCAACAACUCAAAAGACAAAAAAGAAAUGUCAAAUUUAGUAAAAUGACAACCGCUGUUAAGCAGCUUUGGGGAAGCUAUUUUAAAUACUUGAACGAGGAUACAUGUUCUGAAUUAUACAGAAUAAUAUUAUUAGGCGUUCGUAGUGUAACAUUCAAUGAAACACCAAUAAUCACUAUUUUUAUUUCUUUUUCAAUGCGCAAAGCUGCAAAACGUAAAGUUGAAUGUUUGGGCUGCAGAAAUCCAAAACCGGCAAAGUGUGAAAGAACGAAACCAAUGUGA
Molecule: messenger RNA, 1585 nt
Organism: Styela clava
Lineage: Eukaryota; Metazoa; Chordata; Ascidiacea; Stolidobranchia; Styelidae
Source: RefSeq, a predicted model, not a curated record